GCACCGGCCGCCUCCCUUUGUCGAUCCAUACUUGACGCUGGCCCUCUCUGCUCCUCCUCCACCACCUCCUCCUCGCAUCCACCUGCGUCUCCCUUUAUCCUCGUCCGCGCCCCGCCGCCCACUCCCCUCCACCCUCCUUUGUGCCUCGUGCAUCGCUAGCGCGCCAAGUGGCUCCUUUCUCCUCCACGCGACACCGCCCACUGCCCACCGCCCACCGCCCACCGCCAUCCGCCAUCCGCCCAACGCACAGCUCUCUCCCUGCGCCGCGCGCGAGGGCCCAUCGCCCAGCCGCACCUCAUAAGCGCAACCCCACACCCUCUCCUCCAUGACCGCCCUCCUCUCCUCACCCAUGGAGCCCCGCAUGCGCUUCGACUCGCUCUUCCAGGCGCAGGCGUCGCCCAGCUACGCGCACGACGAGCUGCCCGCCGAGUUCGGCGACCGCUCCUUCGGCUCGUCGAUGAGCCUCGGCUCCUCCUUCGAGCUCUCGACGGCCGGCAGCGCGCACGACCUCGCCGCCCGCGUCUCGCCGUCCACCUCGUUCACCACGCAGAUGCGCCUCGUCGCCGCCGCCGGCAGCAGCAGCGCCCGGCGCGGCGAGCAGGGCCGCCUCGGCGCCGCGCUCGGCACCGUGCUCAACACCAAGUCGCCGCACCUCGCCGCCAAGCUCAGCUCGCCGUACUACAUGGACAUCUCGCCGCAGCUGGCCGCAUCGUCGUCGGCGCUGCGCAGCGAGACGCCCGUGCGCCGCUCCAAGGGCUCGUCGGGCAGCAGCGGCGGCCGCCGCACGCGCGAGUCGUCGCCGGUGCUCGGCGCCCUGCCGCCGGGCAGCGCCAUGAAGGAGGACACGCCGCACGGCGACGCCCGCAAGCCGGCGUCCGGUGCCUUUGCGCCGCCCAGCGCCGGCGGCUCGCUCGGCCGCCUCUUCGGCACCGAGCUCUCGCUGAGCAACGCGCUCAGCGACACGGACAGCAGCCCGGACAAGGAGCCGCCGAUGAAGCGGCGGCCAGCGUCGCUGCCUCUCGGCGGCGGCGAGAACCACUCGCGUCCGAGCAUCCGCUCCGCACUGGCUCCGUCGGGCUCGUCCAUCGGGCGGCGGCCGAACCUCAUGAAGAGCAUGACGCAGCAGCCCGCCUCCUCAUCAGGCGUGCCGGCGCGGAAACGCGCCAGCCUCGAGGCCCUGCAGCGCAACUCCGACUCGCUUGUGCACACCCUCGGCGGCGUCCACGCCCGCAGCCGCUCGCACUCCGCGGAGUCGACCUCCUCUGAGCUCAAGCCAUCCACGUUCAACGACCAGCGCCCCAUGCACAGCCCGAUCCUGGAGUCCCCACCAACUUCCGCCAUGGAGCAGGGCCUCGGCUCGUACUUCUUCGACCCGCACUCGCCCGAGCACGCGCCGGCCGCACCUUGCAGCACCGCACGGCGGCCGAACCUCUCGUUGCAUCUCUCGUCCUCGCCCAACAGCUCGCCUGUCAAGCAGCAGCCGCGACCGGCUCCGCGCAACGCCCUCGGCAGCCGCGUCUUCGAGAAGACGGCGUCCUCAGCGGUGCUGCCGACGUUCAGCCAGGCGCUCGGCAUGAGCGGCGCAGGCCCGGCCAAGUCCUCGCUCGGCAAGCGCGCCAACCCAUACGCUCGCCGGCCGGCUCUGGCGCCCAUCGUCAGCGCCACCAUGGGCGACUGCGACCGCGCCCUCAAGUCCGCCUACCCCGUGCUCGGCAGCAGCCAGGCGUCGCGCCUGACUGCGCCGGCACCUCGCCGGUCUAUGUCCGCCGCCGACCACUCCGGCGUGCUCGGUCACGACCGCCGAGCCAGCAACGGCAGCGGUGGCGAGCGGAUGAUGAUGCUCGCCGCCGACAUGUCCUCUCCCGACGGCGAGCGGCGCUUCCCGCCCGGCUUCGAUGCGAGCGGCUCGCCCAUCGCCUCGUCGGCUCGCCCGCGCGCACGCCCCGCGCUGCUGCGCCAGACCAGCAAGGACGACACCUCGCCGCUCGGCUACGGCAGCAAGCGCGCCGCCGAGGACCGCGGCAUCAGCCUCAACGAGCCGUCCAUGGCUGGCUCGCCGAGCUACGGCGCCGAGUGCAUGCCUGGCUUCGGCGCGUCGGAGCGCGAGGGCAAGGUGCUGCCGUGCUUCACGGCCAAGGCCGACGGCCUCAUGCGCAUCUCGCCCGCCACGCUCGUCGACGUGCUCGAGGGCCGCUACCAGGAUGAGAUCAAGGACUAUCACGUCAUCGACUGCCGCUUCGGCUACGAGUACGACGGCGGCCACGUGCCCGGCGCCAUCAACCUCAGCACCAUCGAGCGCGUCAAGGCGCACAUCCUCACCGCCGGCCAGGGCCUGCACGCCAACCAGCCGCUGCCGCUGCGCACGCAGAGCGGACGCUGCGACGGGGAUGGCAACCGGCGCAAGACGGUGCUCAUCUUCCACUGCGAAUUCUCCUGCAAGCGUGCGCCCUCGCUGGCGCUGGCGCUGCGCCACGCCGACCGCGCGCUGCAGCAGGACUACCCGUCGUGCCACUUCCCCGAGCUCUACAUCCUCGAGGGCGGCUACUGCGCCUUCUUCAAGGCGUUCCCGACGGUGUGCCAGCCGCAGCGCUACGUCGAGAUGGACGACCCGACGUACUGCGACCAGCGCUCGUCGGAGAUCAGCGGCUUCCGCAAGCAGUUUGCGCCCAAGCAGCCCUUCAACCGCCACCGCUCCUUUACGUUUGGCGAGCGCGUCGUCAGCACCGAGGGCAUCCCACUCGGCGCGCCCGGCUUCGGCCAGACACACACGAUCUGCGAGGAGGAGAGCUCCUUUGAGGACUCGCCGAGCGCUGCUCAGGCACAUGCGGCCCGCAACAAGCGCCCGCUGCUGCAGCCGGCGUCGAAGCCGGCGCCCUUUGGCUCGUCGCAGCCCGCGUCCUUUGGCGCCGCCAACGUCGGCGACACGAGCUUCGGCAGCUCGGUCGGCGACUCGUCCUUCGAGGAGGGCCCGAGCGACAGCCCCUGCGCGGUGGCUGCUCGCCGUCCGACUGCCUUCAACGUCGGCGCCCUCGCCGACUCGCUCGACACGCCGCGCCAGACGCUCUCUCGCGGCCUCGGCGGCCGCGUGAUGCAGCGCGCCAACACCUCGGCCAACGUCCUUGGCCGCUGAACAGCCGCCUCCUUCUCCUUCUCCUCAUUCCCUGGCUUCAUCUCAUGAUACCCACCCCAACUGCAUUGGCUCCUACAUUCAUUCGCUACCCACCGUGCCUCAUCUUGUCGCCCGCUCCGCCGCGCCCCUGCGCGGGUCUAUUGGCGGACGUGCUCUCUGCGCCGUCCUGUGCUGCACCUACAUUGUCUACACUGUGAAUCAACGCCGCUAUUGCAACC
This is a messenger RNA of Tilletiopsis washingtonensis, 3348 nucleotides long. RefSeq lists its product as hypothetical. Bases 326 to 3130 code for a protein of 934 amino acids. The record is from RefSeq and is a predicted model, not a curated record. Gene Ontology annotation, biological process: G2/M transition of mitotic cell cycle; positive regulation of G2/M transition of mitotic cell cycle; positive regulation of G2/MI transition of meiotic cell cycle. Gene Ontology annotation, cellular component: cytoplasm; nucleus. The transcript has 3 exons. Gene Ontology annotation, molecular function: thiosulfate-cyanide sulfurtransferase activity; protein tyrosine phosphatase activity. NCBI's taxonomy places the organism in Eukaryota, Fungi, Basidiomycota, Exobasidiomycetes, Entylomatales.